Molecule: messenger RNA, 5874 nt
Organism: Pomacea canaliculata
Lineage: Eukaryota; Metazoa; Mollusca; Gastropoda; Architaenioglossa; Ampullariidae
Exons: 2
Coding region: 608-2461 (617 amino acids)
Cellular component (GO): nucleus
Molecular function (GO): transcription regulator activity
Source: RefSeq, a predicted model, not a curated record
UUCAGUCGUCUGGCAGCCAGGAAUAGUCUCGGCGAUAACAUUCUGAAGUGAGGCUUUGUGAAGCAGGUGUGUGCACAGGUGGACAAUCACUGUUGGUCCCAGAGUUCAACGCAUGGGAAUUUACCUGACACGAUCGCCGUGGUGCCACUGCCGCCUCACAGCGGUGGAUGUAAAUCUUACAGACGUUACCUGUGGUCAGGGGGCUACCACACCAGACGAUGAUGAUGGUGCUGUCUGUCUGUGCCUUCUACAGCUCCUACCCGCAUCUCACGCUGACAGACUGCACUGGCACCCCGAAAUCCGAAUGUGGCGACCCAGCGGGUGUAGAGGAUCCCACAGCCUGCGGUCUUCCUGCCCCAGAGGCCUCGGUCGAUCAGCAGAGGUGUGCGGAGGGAGUUGGAAGUUCUGCUAGUGAAGACGACGACUACAUCGCCACUGACUCCGUCACGACUGCCGCCAACGUCUGCGAGUGUGUUGACAGUCCGCUGGUCAGUGUGAUGGCCGAGAGGCGAGAGGCGGUCGGCCAGACUCGUCACCGGAAGCGUGGCCUUCAAAAAGGUGGCACGGCGAUGACGGGGUCGACGAGCUGGCCGAUGGACAGGUUGUGAUGUACGAGCGAGAGAGCAUGUCAGCGGAGUUCGUGGCAGGUAUCAUCGCGGACGACGAACAGGACGAGGAAGCGUGCCUGAAGAUCGACGAGACAUACGUACGUGAGACAGACUUCGACGUUGACAACAACGACGGCGAGGCGGUGGUGGAGGUGGUGUGCGAGACGACGCUGGUGGAGACUGGCGGGCCCCACGGCCACCAAACCUCGCCAGGGGCGGCGCGCACGUCACACAGUCAGACAGAAGUGCCGGGCAGCUGUGUCGUGCAGCUGGUAACCUCGGAGGAAGGAGCAGGACAAAACGAGGAUGUCCACUUGAGCGACUGUCCACACGCUGUUGACCCUGAGCAUGAGGUCAUGUGCCGUUUCCGGAAGAGGAAAUCGGAGAGCGUUCAUGGUCAUCACCCAGCUUGCAGAUCGUGUCGUCGAGUGAGCGAGUCCGGCGCAGUGGAUGCUGGGUACUACAGCAGUGGUGAGGAGUCCUUGUCCUUGUCCUUUGUAACAGCGACGGAGGAGACGGGUGUGGCAACAGAAGCUGUGCUCACGGAAACUUCGGUCUUGGUGUUGGACGUGUGCGCCGCCUCCUCCACCUCCAACUCCAUCGACGACGGUGCUGACCCCUGCGAGGCUGACCCCCAGCACCCCGACUUCCCCCUCGCCACUUGCCUGACCUGCUCUGUGGACACUGUGCCAAUGGUGGCCUUGGAGUGCGAGCUCCCCGUGUCCGGGCGCCUGUCCCCCCCGGUGGACGAUGCCUCGGUGGCCUUUCUACCCAUGGGCAGCGACUUGCACCCGGAUGCGGUCCUGGAGGUGGCUGUGUCGGACAGCGGUGAGGUGGGUGAAGACCACUUCUCUGUGACCAGUCGUGGCUCUGGCUUGAAACGCAAGCGGCAUCAGAGAAAUGACUGUGAGGACGAGAGCUUUGACGUGUGUGAUGAGCAGUGUGUGAACUCUAGUCAGCUCAGGGACCGAGCUUGUCACGACCAAGCAGAUUCUCCACGACGAGGCAGUCACAAGAAACGAAGAGUAGACGGUGGUAGGUGCCACGCGGACAUUGAGGAACGUGAUCUGAACUGCGACAUGGAGGAGCAGGAGGUGCCUGACACUACUACUACCACGACCACCACCGCUGACGCCGUCGUGGCCCUGGUCCAAGAUCCCCCAGACUCCACAGACCCGACAUCGACAGGAGAGUGUGAGGACAGUCUGUUGGCCUCGUCGUCAGUGACGAGCGGGUUCAAACUGCCUCGCAUCAGCCCGUUCCACAACACCCCGAAACAGCGGAAGGAGGAGCGGCGGCGCAUUUUGAAGCUGUCGAUCCACAAGAUGCGGGCGGUGGAGGAUCCCGAGCACUUCCUGCGGCGCUCCGUGCUCAUCAACAACACCAUGAAGCGCCUGCAGCGAGAGCUUCGGGAGGAGAAGCUGCGGGGUGGUCCUCGCCGCGCCGCCGCCGCCUGCUACAGCCUGUACCGCCACCGCGGCCCUGCCCUGCACUACGACGUCCUCAACAACAGCUACCUGCUGCACGACGAGGCGUUCGCCGUGUCCGAGCAUGACCGCAUCACGGACGACAUGACGGACGCUCUGGUCACGCGCUUGGAGGCGACCUCCACCGUCUCCAGCACCACUACUACUACCUCUGUCGCACCGGAGUCGUCGUCGGCGGCGGUGAUGUGCGACAGUGAUGACGUAUUCGCGGUGUCGCCGCUCUUGCCAGACACAACCUCCUCCAUAUCGUCCUCGCCGCCGUCGCCGUCCUCGUCAUGUUCUAGCGAGAGUCAGCGCGGCAAGCAGUUCUUUUCCGAUAUGGACGUCGUCUUCAACAACCUGAUUCGAGCUCUAGGCGAGAGCUAACGGUUGCUAUUGGCGACUGGAGCGAGACCGAGUGACCGCUGUAUGGUGAUUAAUUAACCUUCCUUCUCUCACAGACUCCAAUCGGUGACUCGCGCCUGUGGACAAACGCUCUUGGAACUUUUUAACCAGACCACCGGCAUUGUGGGACACCACGUGACACUGAACUGUCCAUGAGACACGCGUGCAUCGUCUGUGUGUGUGUGUGUGGUGGGCGGAAGGAAGACGGGAUGAAUGGAUGUGCAAAACAGGAAACAAGAUGACUACAUUAAUUAUAUGCCUUAAUGAUUGACAUGUGAUGACGAUGAUAAUUAUUUACCAGACUUGUAACUGGUUCGCCAUAAAAUGUCUCCUCUGCCAUUUUCCAAGCGGAUAUUCUGUAGGUGCUAGGUUUACUCCAAAAGGUGCGUAAGGGGUAAGGGGUCACGUAGGUCACAGUUCAAACACGUAUUUGGCUAGUCGUGGUUGUAGUAAGGAUCUCUCGCCUGUAAAGAUUGCCCUCUGUGGUCAUCAUUUUAUGGGGACAGAUGUCGGUGCCGAGUGAAAACUACUUACUACCUGCUUAGUACCAGGUCUCCUGCGCUCAGCUUGACCCCGUUUUCAGCCGCUCUUGACCCCAGAUUUCUAGUCGCUCUAGAAUGCAAAACUUGCCAUCCUAUGGUAGUUGGAUAAAUAUUUUAGGUUCCGAGACGGUGGAUAUAGGAAGGAGAAGACACUAACAGGUGUAGGAGAAGAGAGGUGUAGGAGAACGCUGCCUUGUCAAGUUGUGAUGUGUGGAGUCUGUGGAAUGGUGUAGCUUGGUGCCAGUCCAUUUUGUUUUGCUCUCCUCUACCCCACACCUGCUGUCUCGGUGGAUUAGUUUAGUCAUGUCAACCAGCGUGACCCGCUGAGGUUGACGACAGAAGAAAUAGAUAACAGGAACAGGCUUUACUCAAUAACCAUUCCCACGGGUAUUGCCGUUACAUCACAGGUCAGCAGUUCAGGUCACAGUGAGCUGUUCGCCAACUAAGAAGCUGACUUGUUGACUAGAAACACAAACUUUAUCGUUAUCCUGGCUCGUGGACGGCCUGUCAGUCGGGUGUUAUCAGAAUAUUAUCAGAAUAAUAAAUUUAAAAAAGACUCAUCGCCUUGCGGCCAGAUUUUUUUAUUUCUUUCUCCCACCCCGUUCUUUUGUUUCCUCUCAUCUGUUUAUGAUUUACCCUCCAGCUUCACUUUGAUCCUGGACAAAUCCCACCUGCAACGGUCGUCGUGUCAAAGUCGAGUACAUGUCUACCCCGUGUUUUUAUGAUCAUCAAGGACUUGAACCUUUCAGUCAGGGUAUCCACCCGUCACAUGUGCGCUGACAUUUCUGUGGCUGCUCUUUGAUUAGCCGACUAGCUUGUCGUACGCAGUCAAAUCGUAAAAUCGAUGGACACCCAAGGUGGCGGCGUCCUUACGUGAGCAGACUGACGUCACAGCUUGUACACACGCGCACGGUGGGUUGGAGAGGCUGGGGUGGGUGUUAGCAUCAGCAAAGUGCACUUGGCGCGGGGUGGAGGGGACGAGAACGGUGACGACUAUUUCCAGACGCUGCGACCCCACGUGACAUUUGUCGCCGUUGAGUCCUGGCAUCACCCGCCGCGCGCAGGCCCCGCCCACCUGACGUGUGACGGAAGCCGGUGGACAAAAAUAGAUCGUGCGCUGUGCGCCGUGUGCGUCACGUCUAUUUGUGGCCCGCACCGCGCUAAAAAUAGCCUUGGCGGCCAGAAUACAUCAGGGGGCGGGUGAGUGGGGGAGAGGGAUGAACGCGAAAGGGAAUUUCAGUCAGAAUAGGUCAGCUGACAGCAAAUAACGGACUGUCGUCAUGAAUGAUUAUAGACAACACCAUUCUCAACGAGGAAAAACCUGAACAUCGUCGUCGAUGUAAUAAAACAAGAGGUGAUAGUAAGGGAGGGAGGGCUGGGGAGAUUGUGGAAAUAUCUUAUGAAUGAGUUGUGCAAAUGGUUGGGUGGUAGAAAUGUAAGCACGCUGACUUGAGACACCCCCAUUAGAACAAAAAUGGAAACGUGGAGAGAGGGAGAGAAUGAAGUAAAAGUACGGGAACAUACGGAAUUGCUUUAGCCGUUAACAAAAAAAAAAAAAAAUUCCAGGAGGAGUGCAACUCCCAUAAUCCCGCCCCCAAGCGUGCGCUUGCUCAAUAGUUGUAGUGCAGGUUGUUGCUGAGUCAAAUAUUCUAUUGUUUUCCACGCGGCCUGACCGACUUUACUCACAACACUGAAGGUGGCGCGCGUGGUGGUGAGCGUCCUCCCCCUCCCCCUGUACGUCAGCAGCUCACAACUGUCUAACGGACAUGUCGUCAUCAAGGUCGCGGUGGUCGUAAACAAUGGCACGAGAACUUCAGGUAUCAGAUGUUGUGUGGAUGUGUGUGUAGGUGUGCAUGUGUGUGGGUGUGUAUGUGUGUAGGUGUGUAUGUGUGUGUGGGUGUGAUGGCGCGUUGUGCGCAGUUCCAGUAGUGAAGGAGGGUUGGGAGGGACUGCUGCUUUUCUCUCUCGCUCUUGUCGCUGUCACGUGCCACGGAAGUGACCCCAUUCUCGCCCUCCUCCCGCAUCCCCACCCUUGUCUAAACUUGGAAUGGCAGCAGGAGUUGGUCCCAACACUCGAGGUCCGUCAGUCCAGACCAACGACUUACCCACAACCCCCUUGGUGUAUCUGCGUGAAGAAAGUUGUUGUUGCUUUGUUGUUUACCGCGCGUGGGUUGACAAGGAAUAUAGUGUUUAUGUCGAGAUGAUGCUCCUGUUUACCACAAGUGAGGGUGACUGCAGGCCUGAGAGCAUGUGUGCUUGUCAUGUUGUCUAACGGGCCUUGACAGUUUGCCAUUGUUCCAGUGUGGAGACAAAAAGCUGCCAGGUCCACGGACGCCAGUUCAGUUUUGUCUGAAUGUGUGAGUGGAGAACAAGAGAAACAAAUAAAUGUGGCUGUGAGAAGGGUUGUGUUCCUAGUGCACUCACAUAAAUAAUCAUUCUCUAGAAACACUGAUGCCUGUCACAUUCAUACAAGGUUUGUCUCUGAUUGUCAGUACACUGAAUUGAAAGUGCUUUUCAAACGUCUACAACGGUUAUUAUAUGUACAUAAGGAGAGGUUAACAAAAGUAUUUGAAUAGUUAAUUAAUUUCUGGUUAAAGUUGUGGGUGUGCGUGGGCGGGUGGCUGGGUGGAGAGAGCAAUGACAACAAUGAAGGUCCAUUUAUCUGUUUCAUGCACACUGUUACAAGGUGGCUCACACGAUUGUUGUUUUGUUUCCACAGUUGUUUGUGAUUUGUUUGACAAGAUGUAUCAUUUCAUGUGUAAAGAAAGGUUUAUCACCGCAGGGCCCCCACAGUGCCAUUGUCAACUGGCCGGGAAAAAGUCACAGAUGCCCAAUAAACAUCUUGCAAUGAAC